Molecule: messenger RNA, 3989 nt
Organism: Nicotiana tabacum (common tobacco)
Lineage: Eukaryota; Viridiplantae; Streptophyta; Magnoliopsida; Solanales; Solanaceae
Biological process (GO): translational initiation
Cellular component (GO): mitochondrion; cytoplasm
Molecular function (GO): GTPase activity; translation initiation factor activity; GTP binding
Source: RefSeq, a predicted model, not a curated record
GAACAAGAUUCUUUGGAAGAAAUUUUUGAAACGAAGCUACCAAAAAUUUUGAUUGUUACUUUGUUCCGCUCUGUUACUGCGUGUUAGAAUAUCUAUAUACAAUCCUACACACACUUCAAAGGUUAUUGGUGGUUAGCAAAAGAUUGAAAGGUGUUCCGGAUUCUCACUCCCUCGUUGACGUUUCAGACCACUGUAGACCUGAUAACGAGGCCACAAAGUCCAUGGAUGACCGAAAAGGGGAAAAGGGGCCUCUGUCUCUCAAACCUGCAUGCAAAAAUAUCAAAGUGGAAAAAAUAUCAUAUAGUAUCAAAUUACCUGAGGACAAGAAGGUUUUCUGGGGGGCAGCGGAAAAGGCGAAAUAUUUGUCGUUCGAAUCCAGGGUUGUUGCGGAUGGGCACUGUGAUAUAAGUUCCUUUUUAAAAUUUCAGAAAUUAAUUCCUCUAGAUAUCUAUGAAGAAGCGGUAAAAUAUUUUUAUGCAAACCUUAGAAUCUCAAAAGACAGUGGCGAGUUGGAAACUCUAAUUCUAGGAAAAAGAGUUGUUCUUGAUGAUGAAUUUGAGAUGAUAUUUGGUACUAAGUUCUCUGGAAAGUUUGAGUUUUUCUCUAGUGGCUGGCCACAUGAUUUCGAAAUUUCUUUGGAGGAGGGUAAAGUGGUUGUGUCUGAACCCUAUGCUGAUCUUCAGGACUUUGGUCCAACCUGUCUUGAGUUUGAAAAUAGAAUAAUAGCACAUAUUGUCUUCUCCAGCAUGGGGUACUCUUUCGUUGAUGGAAAGUGGACAAGAAAGGAAGAUUCAGAAAGUGAAGUGCUAACAAAAGUAGAGGGAUUGUCAACUUCAAAGAAUGAAGAUGAGACUGAUACUCAGGCUCAACAAGCUAGCGUAUGGGUUAAUCGUGAAGAAGCUAUUGAUAAUAGAGGCAAAAAGCAGACAACAGAUGUGCCGGAAACUUCAAAGAAUAAAACCAAGAAAAAAAAGGGUGUGCGUGCUCUUCAAGAAGAUGAUGAUGAUAUUGAUAAAAUUCUGGCAGAGCUUGGUGAAGGACCAACAGUCUCUGCUCCCGUUCUUUCUGAAGAAAAAAUGCAGGUACAGCCUGAGUCAAAAGAAGCAGUUGAGUCUGCUGCGAAGAAGAAGAAGAAAAAGAAGGAGAAGAAGGAAAAAGAGAAAAAGGCAGCUGCAGCAGCUGUCUCGGGGAUGGAGGAAGAAACAAAGAAUGAUACCAAAGGAAAAUUGCCAGAUAGAAAGCAGUCGAAGCAGGUUAAGGAGAUGCAAGAGAGACUUAAAAAAAUGAAGGAAGCUGAAGAAAGGAAGAAGAAGGAUGAAGAGGAAAGGUUAAGGAAGGAAGAGGAAGAAAGACUUCGACUGGAAGAACUAGAAAGACUUGCAGAGGAGAAGAAGCGCUUGAAAAAGGAGAGGGAGAAGGAAAAGCUCUUGAAAAAAAAACAGGAAGGGAAAUUGCUCACAGGAAAGCAAAAGGAAGAAGCUCGAAGAUUAGAAGCAAUGAGAAAGCAAUUUCUCGCUAGUGGCUGGCCUUCGCCACUCUCAACUGAGGAGAGUAGAAAAGAGGCAACCAAACGGCCCAUUUACCAAACAAAGAAGUCAAAGUCACAAGCUCAGGCUAAUGGCAAAGCCAAGGAAGAGUCCUUCAAAAGAACACAAGUACAAGAAAAUCAGCAGGAGAUUGUCUCUGACGUUGAUGCCAUGGAAACUGAGGAGGUUGAGGAUAUGAAUUCGGUAAGUAUAGAGGAGAAGUCAGAAGUAGCUGAUGCUGAAGAAAACGGAGUUGAGGAAGAUGAGGAAUGGGAUGCGAAAAGUUGGGAUGGUGCCGAUCUUAAUAUUCCUGUAAAGAGUGCUUUUGAAGAUGAAGAGAUAGAUUCAGACCCGCAACCUAUCAUUAAGAAAGAGAUUAAGGCCACAAGGUCAGCUGUUAGUGAUGCAGCGCCACUGCCGGCUGCUGCCAAGUCUGUAAUUAUUCCUACUCAAAGAGCUGCUCCAAGUGUUCCGACUAUCCCUGAGAAUGCUGGAAGUAAGAAGAGAGAGCCUGAGGUUGGGCUUUCUGAAGAAAUUGGUGGCCAAAGCGAAUACAAUCUUCGGUCUCCUAUUUGCUGUAUCAUGGGCCAUGUUGAUACUGGUAAAACCAAGCUUCUUGACUGCAUACGAGGCACUAAUGUUCAAGAAGGCGAAGCUGGAGGGAUCACACAGCAGAUAGGUGCAACUUAUUUUCCGGCUGAGAAUAUACGCGAGAGAACUAAGGAACUGAAAGCAGAUGCCAAUCUGAAGGUCCCUGGAUUGUUGGUCAUUGACACACCUGGACAUGAAUCUUUCACUAAUCUGCGUUCUCGAGGCUCAGGUUUAUGUGAUAUUGCAAUUUUGGUUGUAGACAUUAUGCACGGGUUAGAACCACAGACAAUCGAGUCACUUAAUCUUAUAAAGAUAAGGAAUACAGACUUUAUUAUAGCUUUGAACAAGGUAGAUAGGCUUUAUGGAUGGAAAGCGUGCCGCAAUGCACCUAUUGUGAAGGCGAUGAAGCAGCAGUCCAAAGAUGUUCAGUUUGAAUUUCAUGCGAGGCUUACUCAGGUCAUUACCGAGUUCAAGGAACAGGGUAUAAAUACAGAAUUAUACUAUAAAAACAAAGAUAUGGGAAAAGGUACUUUUAGCAUUGUACCAACUAGUGCAAUCAGUGGUGAAGGGAUUCCAGACUUAUUGUUAUUACUGGUCCAAUGGACAGCAAAGACUAUGGUUGAGAGACUUACAUACAUCAAUGAAGUCCAAUGUACUGUUUUGGAGGUUAAGGUCGUUGAAGGUCAUGGAACAACCAUUGAUGUGAUAUUGGUCAAUGGUGUGCUCCAUGAAGGAGAUCAAAUAGUAGUUUGUGGCAUGCAGGGCCCUAUUGUCACCUCAAUCAGAGCGUUAUUGACACCUGACCCAAUGAAGGAACUUCGAGUAAAGGGAUCAUAUGAGCAUCAUAAAGAAAUCAAGGCUGCACAAGGGAUAAAGAUUAAUGCUCAGGGGCUUGAGCAUGCGAUUGCUGGCGCUAAUUUAUAUGUUGUGGGGCCCGAUGAUGACGUGGAGGACAUCAUAGAAGCAGCUAUGGAAGAUAUGAGGUCGGUGAUGAGCAGGAUCAGUAAAUGCGGGGAGGGCGUUUACGUUCAAGCUUCUACGCUCGGAUCAUUAGAAGCUUUACUUGAAUUCUUGAAAACCCCUGAAGUAAGCAUACCUGUCAGUGGAAUUGGCAUAGGCAACGUGCACAAAAAGGAUGUCAUGAAAGCUAGUGUCAUGCUUGAGAAGAAGAAAGAGUAUGCAACAAUCUUGGCCUUUGAUGUGACAGUAAUACAAGAAGCUAGGGAACUUGCAGAUGAAGUCGGUGUCAAAAUAUUUACCGCUGAUAUUAUUUAUCACUUAUUCGAUCAGUUUAAGUCCUAUAUUGACAACCUCAAGGAAGAGAAAAAGAAGGAAGUUGCUGAAGAAGUAGUAUUCCCCUGUGUGCUCAAGAUCAUACCUAAUUGUGUCUUCAACAACAAGGAUCCAAUUGUUUUAGGAGUUGAAGUUCUUCAGGGCAUUGUCAAGGUCGGGACUCCAAUAUGCAUUCGACAGAGUCUCGUAGAUAUUGGUCGAAUUGCAUCCAUAAAGAAUAACGAUAAGCCUGUUGACUCUGCAAAGAAAGGCCAGAAGGUGUCUAUAAAGAUAGUUGGGUCUAACACCGAGGAGCAACAGAAGAUGUUUGGCAGGCAUUUUGAAAUCGAAGAUGCGCUUGUUAGCAAAAUCUCAAGAAGAUCUAUUGACAUUCUCAAGGCCAACUUCCGGAAUGAUUUGUCCGUUGAAGAUUGGAAGCUAGUUCUGAUACUGAAGGCCUUAUUCAAGAUACAGUGAGACUACUUCUCAAAGCUUUUUUGCAAGUAGCUAUUUUACUUGCGAGCGGUGAUUUCAAAGAUAAACAUGUAUUUAUUCCCAAGAAUAUCAUUAUUAUCAUCGGAGGAUGAAAAAUUACCUAUC